UUCUCCUCUGACUCCGCCCCGCAUCUGUCCGGAACCGCCUCCCGCCUGAGCUGACCCAGUGCGUGUCUGCUAGUCAGUCCCUCCGGACCUGCCGCGAGUCUCAGACUGCUGAAAUUACCGCGCGUCACUCGCCUCAACAGUGAUUCUGAGUCUGCUUUUAGCUUCCUUCUCCUUGGCUUUCUUCUGUUUGUGAACAGCUGCUUGGCCCAUAGCUUAGAGAAUUCAGCCUUCUUUUCUCUCCCAAGAGAGCCACCUCCCUGUACUCAGAAAGAUGGGGAGUGGAGAGCCUAAUCCUGCUGGCAAGAAAAAGAAGUACCUAAAGGCUGCCCUGUACGUGGGUGACUUGGACCCAGAUGUCACAGAGGACAUGCUUUAUAAAAAGUUCAGGCCUGCUGGCCCUCUGCGCUUCACCCGAAUCUGCCGUGACCCUGUCACCCGCAGCCCCCUGGGCUAUGGCUAUGUUAACUUCCGCUUUCCUGCAGAUGCUGAGUGGGCCCUGAAUACCAUGAAUUUUGAUUUGAUUAAUGGCAAACCUUUCCGCCUCAUGUGGUCUCAGCCAGAUGACCGCUUAAGAAAGUCUGGAGUUGGAAAUAUAUUCAUCAAAAACCUGGAUAAAUCCAUAGACAAUAGGGCCCUUUUUUAUUUAUUUUCUGCUUUUGGGAACAUUCUCUCAUGCAAAGUCGUAUGUGAUGACAAUGGCUCUAAGGGUUAUGCCUAUGUGCACUUUGACAGCCUGGCCGCUGCCAAUAGAGCCAUCUGGCACAUGAAUGGAGUGCGGCUUAAUAACCGCCAGGUGUAUGUUGGCAGAUUCAAAUUCCCAGAAGAGCGGGCAGCUGAAGUCAGAACCAGGGAUAGAGCAACUUUCACCAAUGUUUUUGUUAAAAACUUUGGAGAUGACAUGGAUGACGAAAAACUGAAGGAAAUCUUUAGUGGAUAUGGGCCAACUGAGAGUGUUAAGGUAAUAAGAGAUGCCAGUGGGAAAUCUAAGGGCUUUGGAUUUGUGAGGUAUGAGACACACGAGGCUGCCCAAAAAGCUGUAUUAGACCUGCAUGGAAAAUCCAUCAAUGGGAAAGUUCUAUAUGUAGGGCGAGCACAGAAGAAAAUUGAACGAUUGGCUGAGUUAAGACGAAGAUUUGAACGGCUGAGAUUAAAAGAAAAAAGUCGGCCUCCGGGGGUGCCUAUCUAUAUUAAGAACCUGGAUGAGACCAUCGAUGAUGAAAAACUGAAGGAGGAAUUUUCUUCCUUUGGAUCAAUUAGCCGGGCCAAAGUGAUGGUGGAAGUAGGGCAAGGCAAAGGGUUUGGUGUUGUCUGCUUCUCCUCUUUUGAAGAUGCUACCAAAGCAGUGGAUGAGAUGAAUGGUCGCACAGUGGGCUCCAAGCCCCUGCAUGUUACCCUGGGCCAGGCCAGGCGCAGGUGUUGAGAAUAAGAAUGCUCAAUUUGUUUCAGCCUUAAGCUGGUGCCUACUUAGUUUGGGCUACUUUGUGAUAAGAGGUUAUUUUAUUCCAGGUUAUUUUUUUUAAGUGAAUACUUUCUUUUGAAAAAAAAAAAAGUAAAACUAGAAAACCUUGUUCAUUUUAGUGAAGAACAUAAUUUCUAAUUGUAAAACUGUCAUUUUAUACUAUUUUUUGAUAAAAUAUCCUUAGAAAUAUGUAGAAUAAAAUUCAUCCCUCCACAUACUGUUUUUUUUUUCCUAAACCAGUCCAGGUAAGGUAAUUGGUUGAACAUAGGUUCCUUCCUUAUUCCAGUUAUAAUACUAAAUGUAAUUGCUUCUGUGAAAAUAUUCUCAGAAUGGACAUUAUUUCUGAAUCUAUCGCACAUAAAACUUUUACUUGCUUUUUGAAAAAUCAGUAGAGCAGGGGAAAAUGUAUGUGAUCCACUUAACAUUUGUGCAUAAUUUUACCUUAUUAUUUAAAGUGAAUGUUAUUUUAAAGAGAUGUGAGUUUCUUUAUACUUUUUUUUCCCUUUUCUAAUAUAUUGUGGGCAUACCACAGAGUUGGCAGUGGCUUUGACUAAGUGUUGGGAGUUUUCUUUAACUUCAUGCCCAGAGAAAUAAUCAUAUUGGUGUUUUCUCAAUCAAUACCUUAGGAAACUAACACUUUAAGCAUUAUUAAAAUGAGUUUCAUCUUAAAAAUCUGAGAGAUUUAAUAUAUGAGGACAGUCUAAGGAGCAUUCUUGCCACUCAUUUUUUUUAAACUAGUAGUAUAGAUGGGUCAUGUUAAAAUAAUGAAAAAGAUGAAUAACUGCACUGAAUUGCCUUUACCUGUAGAUAAUUUUAAAAUUUUACCUCCGCCUCUAUAAAGUGUCAAUAUAAGGAUAAAUAAUCCAUGCAGUGAUGUUGAAAAACUACAUUGAAGAAUAUCUUCAAUAUUAAACUUGUCAUUAUCUCUUGUAAAUUUUUUAAUACAUCCUUGUGGUAAUAUUCACAUAUGUAUCAAAAGUAAGGAAAAGCUUGUCUCUCUUGAUUAAAUCAUAUGCCUCCAUCUAUUAUAUGAGAGCUAUUAAUCCAGUAUGGUUCUCUUUAUGUCUGGCUGCUUGGAAUUUGUGACAAAAUGUUCUGUUCUAUAAUGCAGUUACAUUAUUUAGCCUGUAAUUUCUAAUUUCUCGAUUACAGAUUUUCCAUAUUUUACUUUUAGUCCCCUCUUUUCCUCACCCAUUUACCUUCCAUCCAUAUUAUACUUUUAUGUUUUCUUUAGAUUGCCUUUCAUUUAAUAUGUGGGUGUUCAAACCCAUUUUGGAAGUAGAGAAAUUAUUACUUAAUUUAUGUAAAACUUAAAUAAUUACUUUUUUAAAAAUAGGAUUCACUCAUAUCACAGAUCCAACCAUAAGAAGAUGUUUUGUCUCUAUUCUUAAUUGGCUUUUAUUAUGUUAUAUAGAAAUCUUAGGUUACAUAUAUAAUAUAAAUAUAUAAUUUUGUUAACAAUUUUGUUAGCUAUGUGCCCAUAAAAUAAUGGGAAAAAUCUCUUUCUGUGUAAUUGUUUAUCUACAAAUUACAUUUAUAUUCAUUAUCAAGUAUUUUCAAAUGGAAAUCACUGUUUUUGUUGAUCAUAUACAUAAUACAUGCUCAUUUAAAAAUGUACACAAUGCAGACAUUUAUAAAGAAGUAAAAUUUCCACAGGUCAGAGAUAACCACUAUUAGUGUUUUCAAUGCAUACAUAUACUUCCAUGCCUUUUCUCCUAUGUAUACACACAAUAUUUUACAAACAAACAAAAAACCUACUAUAUGUACUGUGUUUUGUUAAAUUUUAAACUAAAACAUAAUCUUUUUAUGUCAGUAAAUAUCUUUCUGUAUCAUCAUUUUAGUGACUGCACAGUAUUCCAUUAUAUGGAUGUACUAUAGAUUAUCUAAGUAGCACAUUAUUGAAUAAGAUUUAUGUUUUUCAGUGUUUUCUACAUCUAUAAACAAUGUUGUGAUUAACUUGCUUAAAACAGUAUGAGUUAUAUGAGCUUGAGAAGAAGUAUCUAUAGCAUAUAAAAGCUUAAGUCUGCUAGAAAAAUUAAAAUGCACAUUAUAUUGAUAUAUGUAUCAAAAUUCUGAAAAAACAUUCAACAUAUAUUCUUAAAUUGACAAAAGUAAAACUAAAAACUAAUGGGAUAUCAUUUUUCAUAUUUUCUGAGCCCACUUGCUUUAUACCCUUGUGAUCAUUAAAAUAUAUGAAAACAGUGCAAACAAAUAAAUUUAAAAUAGUUACUUUGGUAAUUAUUUACCAUACGUACUCUCUACUCCUUUUUACCCAUUACCAGUUUUUAUUUAAAUUUAUAAUCUUGAAGUGUUAGUGUUAACUUAAAACCUUGACGAAUGCUUUGAUUCAGUAUAAAUCACGGAAGAUUUCUAGUAGGUAAAAAUCUUCAAGUAUAAGCAUUUAACACAUUUUGGGAAAUUAUUCAAGUAUUUAAAUAAUAGUAAAUAAUUACUAUUUUCAAGAAGUCAGCCAGUAUAAAUAAAGGACUAAUUAAAAUAUGUCCAUGGACAGUUAAAACAUAUGUUAGAACACUGCAAAAUAGUCAAAAACUCUAAAUUUAGUUGGUAAAAAGGGGGAAAAGAUAAAGGAAAGAUAAUCUCUAUUUGAACACAAACACCUGGGUAGUUUUCCAAUCUUGUACUUUUCAUUUUUAACUACAUUUAAUAGACUAAUAAUUAAGGCUUUGAAGGGGGAGCAAAACAACUGAACAGCUUAAAUUGUGAAAAGGCAUUAAAAACAUUUCCUAGCACAAGAUAAUUAGUAAAAAUUAGUAAAACAGUACUAUUAAUUGUCAUGGUAAACUUAAGAAUGGACUGCUUAACAGAAGUUUUGUUUGUUUUUGUUUUGUUUUGUUUUGUUUUAGCUUUUUAAAAAAGUCAAUGUAAAAACUUCAAAUGUACCCAGGGAGAAGAAAAUUAAGAACAUUGCUUUGUGGGGUGCCUGGGUGGCACAGUAAGGUUGAGUGCCCAACUCUUGGUUUCAGCUCAGGUCCUGAUCUUAGGAUCCUGGGAUAGAGCCCUGCCUUGG
Zalophus californianus (California sea lion) is the source of this 4487-nucleotide messenger RNA. RefSeq names its product poly(A) binding protein cytoplasmic 5 (gene PABPC5). The record is from RefSeq and is a predicted model, not a curated record. The coding region runs from base 272 to 1420 and encodes 382 amino acids. Gene Ontology annotation, molecular function: RNA binding. The transcript has 2 exons. Gene Ontology annotation, cellular component: ribonucleoprotein complex. Lineage: Eukaryota; Metazoa; Chordata; Mammalia; Carnivora; Otariidae.